Cylas formicarius (sweet potato weevil) is the source of this 3454-nucleotide messenger RNA. RefSeq names its product endophilin-A (gene EndoA). NCBI's taxonomy places the organism in Eukaryota, Metazoa, Arthropoda, Insecta, Coleoptera, Brentidae. Gene Ontology annotation, biological process: synaptic vesicle uncoating. The record is from RefSeq and is a predicted model, not a curated record. The coding region runs from base 209 to 1522 and encodes 437 amino acids. Gene Ontology annotation, molecular function: protein binding. The transcript has 12 exons. Gene Ontology annotation, cellular component: cytoplasm; glutamatergic synapse; presynapse.
UUCAGUGUCCGUGGACACUUGCAAUUCGCGUUUUCAGUCUUUACUUGCUGUAUUUUAGUACUCUCCACUCGUCGAAAACACACGAUAAGAGACCAAGCAAAACUAAUAGCUGUAUUCCUGCAAAGGUGAAUGAUGGAAUUUUUUUCGUCAGCGUUGUAAAAUAACUCCAACAGUGUACACCGCCUACCAGAAUCAAAAUUGAAUAAAAAUGGCGUUUGCGGGGUUGAAAAAACAAAUCAACAAAUGCAAUCAAUACAUGACAGAAAAAAUCGGAGGAGUGGAAGGAACGAAAUUGGAUCUAGAUUUCAUGGACAUGGAAAGGAAAACGGAUGUAACCUACGAAUUGGUCGAAGAGCUUCAAGUGAAGACCAAGGAAUUUUUACAGCCAAAUCCAACAGCGCGUGCUAAAAUGGCUGCCGUCAAGGGUAUAAGCAAACUAAGCGGUCAAGCAAAAUCUAACACCUACCCUCAACCCGACGGAGUCCUUGGCGACUGCAUGUUGAUGUACGGUAGGAAAUUGGGGGAUGACAGCAUGUUCGGAACCGCUCUGGUUGAAAUGGGAGAGGCUCUCAAACAAAUGGCUGAUGUCAAAUAUUCCCUUGACGAUAAUAUUAAGCAGAACUUUUUAGAACCGCUACAUCACUUACAAACCAAAGAUUUGAAAGAAGUGAUGCAUCAUCGAAAAAAGUUGCAAGGUCGAAGAUUGGAUUUCGACUGCAAACGUAGGCGGCAAGCCAAAGGUUCAAAUAUUACAGAGGAGGAAAUUAAGGCUGCAGAAGACAAAUUUGCCGAAUCGCUGCAUCUGGCCCAGAUGGGGAUGUUUAAUUUACUGGAAAAUGACGUGGAACAAAUUUCGCAGUUAGCGACGUUUGCCGAGGGUCUUUUGGAAUACCACAAUCAGUGCACUGAAAUUCUUAAAGGUAUCACUGAAACAUUGCAAGAAAAGAAAGAGGAAGCAAUGAAUCGUCCGAAAGUCGAAUUUGUACCUAAAACUCUAUCAGAUUUAAAUAUAGAAGGAGUAUCAGUUGCGGACGGAUACAACGGUACCAAUUCCAAUUAUUUUAAUACGUUUAAUACUCAGAGCGGUAACAAUAAUUCAAACCUACCUAGUAGCAGAGGAUCAUUUAAAGGAUCAGCACUCGCACCUAAGUUAAUACCAAUGAAACAAGCACCCAUCCCCGAUCCUUAUGACCCUUGGAGCUUUCUCGAAGGCUCGUCACAAGUGUCUUCUCCUCAGCACAAGCCUCAGCAACUCGAGUUGCUUCCAGGACAACAAUCGGCUAAUGCGUCGCCAUUACCGUCUCCAAUGAAAUCGCCGGCGAGGACGCCAAUGAACCGACAGCCAUGUUGUACGGCGCUGUACGAUUUUGAAGCUGAAAACCCCGGAGAACUCAGCUUCAAGGAAAAUGAGGUCAUCACUUUACUGAAUAAAAUAGACGAGAAUUGGUUCGAAGGCAGCGUGAACGGUCGUACCGGUUAUUUUCCUGUAAACUACGUUAAAGUUGAGGUACCGCUUCCGUAAACAACGGGGUAGAAAGAACAAAAUAAAGUCUAUCCAUCACGUUAACGUUAACUAGUAAACAGUAUUUUAUUUAUACAAAGUCUAUUGGAAUUCUUGUACUGACAUUCCGUUAUAUUAUCUUGCCAUAUCCAUUUGUUUUUGUAUUCGACUGCACGGUGCUGAGGGUAUCAGGUGGCACCCGAAAAGGGAAUUGCUCAAGUCUUGUGUGGUUCCGUAAUUUCAGGGAAAAAUAUAAAAAUGUUCCCGUUUUCAAUCGAAAUUUUAACUACUAACAUUUUUGUGAUUUACUUUUUUUUGAGUUGUAAUUGAAAGUUCUACAGUUUGUGACUUAAAAACGACGUCAUUUUCGCGACCCUCUGCUACCCUGGGUUAAAAAAAUAUUAUAAAUGUAAAUAAUAAAAAAAUUGAAAAUUGUUCGCCGUUUAGUUACCGGGAAUACCUCGUUCUAGGAAAAUUGUUAAAAGUGUACCAUUGUUUUUUAAAUAAUAAUUUUUAUAAAAUUGUUGAAAAAAAAGCAAUACUCAAAACCAACAAACCCUAUAAGAGAGGUAGACUGCGUGUGCCUAUAAACUUGAGAAACCCUCUUAGAUGAUGAUUAGUGUACAAAAUACUCCGUUGUAUAUGGGAAAUGCUUCAUCAAAUAAUCGUUGUGAUCUAGGCCAUAUUAAUUUUAAUUGUAAUGUGUUGAUUUUUUUCCUUUUUACUUGUACAUGUGUAUAUUUAUAUUUAUACGAUUAGGGUUUCCUUCAAAGUUGCUAAGGAAACUUUGUUAAACAUAGAAAAGGGACUGUGCAGUUGAACAUUUCGGUUUUAAUUUCCAUUCAGGGCGCAUGCGUUUAAUUGUAAUUUUUGUAUCGAAGGUGGCGUAAGAGUGUAAGUGUGGGGUAUUCGUUAAAUCUGUUUUCUUUAUGCAUGUCCGGUGAUUUUGAUUCGAGAUUGGUUUCAUUUCGCGCCCUUCAAUGAUAAGAAAAUAUAAAUAACUCAUUAUCUGUUGGUUGUAUAUAAUUUAACAAAAUUGGAUUAGUUGUUUCAUACUGAUAUGUUGUUUGUAAUUUAGUGCAGAUAUAUUUGAGGUUGAAUACAAAUUUUAAAGAGAAACUAACCAAAAAACGAGCUAUAAUAAAUAAUAUAUAUAUGUAUGUAUGAUUCAGAUAAUGUCCGGUUGUGUAUUUGAUUUGGGAUACGUUCUGUCAGAUGCUGUCCAGUUACGAAAUGUUAUAUAUGUUCUUAUGCAUUUCUUGAUAUCAAAAUAUUUUUAAAAAAUAUAUUUAUAAAUGAUCGAACAUUUACACAACCUAUUUAAACAAAUGUUAAUGCAUAAUAUGGGUAUUCAGUGUUUGUAAAAAGAUCCAAAAAUUAAAAAAAAAAAACUUUUGUUGCUGUUUUUCGGCAUAGGUAUAGAUUUUGAUCAAACCUUUGUGCAAAUAAUGUUUUGAUCGAAACGUUAUUGCAUAUAAUUUUAAAAGCGUCAUUUUAUCCUACUAGAUGUUUAUAUUGAGUAAAUUAUACCAGAUUAAAUAUAAAUGUGGUUGUAAACCCAAAAUAAUAUCGAUGGGCUUGCGAAGCGGCUUUAUCUAGCACUUCACGUCCCUUUCGAUAUUAUAAAUUAGCGUACCGAGUUUUACGUAAAUAUGCGUAUUUGAACGGCCUACAAAAUUAUUUAAAAGCUUUUGAUGACCGCAAAAAAUUAUUUCGUCUACCAACAGUUUACGCGCAAAACUCGGUAUGCUAAUAUUUCGUAAAUGUAUACAGUGAUUCGCCUGUAUCUUGACCCACGCCGCUAGUCGAAAACAACAAUGAAUCGAAAGAAUGGUUCUCAUCUCAGAUAACUAGGCGAAUCAGCUUUCUAAAUGCUGAAUCUGGUUUUAUGACAAUACAUUAGAUAUAAAUUUUAACGAUCUUGAUAAAAUGUACUAAAAGUCCUAAAAGAAA